Arabidopsis thaliana (thale cress) is the source of this 2850-nucleotide messenger RNA. RefSeq names its product Protein kinase superfamily protein. Lineage: Eukaryota; Viridiplantae; Streptophyta; Magnoliopsida; Brassicales; Brassicaceae. The record is from RefSeq and is marked reviewed. Bases 856 to 2637 code for a protein of 593 amino acids. Gene Ontology annotation, molecular function: protein kinase activity; transferase activity; kinase activity. The transcript is spliced from 8 exons.
CAAACUUUAUAGACUUAUAGUACUCCACAAAUUUUUAAAAUUGAAAAUUGUGAUAGAGAAAAGAGAGAAGAAAUGAGUACAAAAUGGUGCUCAGAGGUUUUUAAGUUGGUGGGGGCUGAAGAAGAGUAGUAACUUUGAGCCUUUUUGACCGUAUUGGUGUUGCGUCCAAAAACAAUUACUUACACAUAAUAAUAAUAAUAACAAAGAGCCAACAGAUCUUCGUCUGUUUCUAUUUAUUCCUUUUUCUUGUCUGAUUCGCAGAAAACUAAAGAGAGUUCUUUUUCAAGUAAAAUUCGAAGAGCAGUUCAACGAAUCCUUCUUCUCCUUGAGACAUUUUUACCCAAGUUGGUCUCUUUCUUCCUUCUUAAACAAUAGUAGAGUUAUUAUUGGUCUACGACUCUGUUGUAUAUGUGUAUGUAUCACCUUGCCUUUUCUCCAAAGCCCUAAUUGAUUUUUCUUUCUUCUUUUUUUGUGUAUGCUUUAAAGGUUUCAUUUUUAAAAUCUUCUUGGACUCCAUUUCUUUUCCUUUUCCUUUAUCUUUUUGCCUCUCUUUGUGGAGUUUUUGAAAUCAUCCCUCAUUUCAUUCCUAUUUUCGUUGUCUCUUUGAGUUUGAGUCAGCUUUGUGUUGUGUCUAAAUUCUAAACAAGUUUCAGAUCUUUACCUUCCUUUGACUUGUCUCCUGUCUUAAAACUAGGGUUUAAUUUUCUUUCUCUGUUCAAGUCUCAGAUUUGACCAGCUUGGUCCAGAAUUUCGCUUCUCCUCGAUCAUAAAUCAAAGUUGAUUCAAAGAGGUUUGAUUGAGUCAGAGAUCUCUCUUUUAGAAACAUGUUGAGCAAAUGAAGGUUUGUUUGAUGAGAUGGGUUGUGUAUUGGGUCGACCCGGAUCAUCAGGAUCAGUUUCUGGGUCUAGAGACGAAGUUAGUACUAGGAUUGAGUCUAAUCGACAUCAAGUUAACAAUGUGUCUGUGACCAAAACCGAAACAACAGAGAGCACUAGUGCUGUUGUUGUUGCUUCUGCUUCUAAUGGUGAGGAAGUUAGGAAUCAUGAAGAUGUUGUGGAUCAGAAGAAAGAGAAUGGCUUUGUUGUGACUGAGGCCAAGGAGAGGAAAUCGAAAGGCGAAAGAAAAAGGUCUAAGCCUCCUGACCCGAGACGGAGCAACCCGCCAAAGAAUUUGCUCGGUGAGCAAGUUGCUGCUGGAUGGCCCUCGUGGUUGUCUGAAGUUUGUGGGGAAGCGUUAAGCGGAUGGCUUCCAAGAAAAGCGGAUUCCUUUGAGAAGAUUGAUAAGAUUGGAUCAGGAACGUAUAGUAAUGUGUACAAGGCGAAAGAUUCGCUGACAGGAAACAUUGUGGCUUUAAAGAAAGUGCGGUGUGAUGUUAAUGAACGGGAGAGUUUAAAAUUUAUGGCUAGAGAGAUUCUGAUUUUGAGGAGAUUGGAUCAUCCUAAUGUCAUUAAAUUGGAAGGUUUGGUUACUUCGAGGAUGUCGAGUAGUUUAUACUUGGUUUUCCGUUAUAUGGAUCAUGAUUUAGCUGGUCUCGCCGCUAGCCCGGAGAUAAAAUUCACUGAGCAACAGGUUAAAUGCUAUAUGAAGCAACUACUUUCAGGGCUCGAGCAUUGCCAUAACCGAGGAGUUCUACACCGUGAUAUUAAAGGAUCAAACCUUCUUAUAGAUGACGGUGGAGUUCUUAGAAUAGGUGAUUUCGGGCUUGCAACGUUUUUUGAUGCGAGUAAGAGGCAAGAGAUGACGAAUCGGGUUGUUACUUUAUGGUACAGAUCACCAGAGCUUCUUCAUGGUGUUGUUGAGUACAGUGUCGGAGUUGAUUUGUGGAGUGCUGGUUGCAUUUUAGCUGAGUUAUUAGCUGGUAGAGCGAUAAUGCCAGGUCGUAACGAGGUCGAGCAGUUGCAUAGGAUAUAUAAGUUAUGUGGAUCGCCUUCAGAAGAAUAUUGGAAGAAGAUUAGACUUCCUUCUACUCAUAAGCAUGCUCAUCACAAGCCUUUACCACAGUAUAAGAGAAGAAUAAGAGAGGUUUACAAAGAUUUCUCUCCUGAGGCGCUUUCUCUACUCGAUACGCUUCUAGCGCUCGAUCCAGCUGAACGCCAGACAGCUACAGAUGUGUUGAUGAGUGAUUUCUUCACGACGGAGCCAUUGGCAUGUCAACCUUCUGAUCUCCCGAAAUAUCCUCCAAGUAAAGAGAUUGAUGCCAAGAGACGAGACGAAGAGUAUCGGAGACAAAGAGAAGCGCGCAAGGCCCAAGGAGAGAGCGGAAGAAGAAUGAGACCCCGAGAACGAGCCCCAAGAGCAAUGCCGGCUCCUGAAGCCAACGCCGAGAACCAGUCUAACAUUGAUAGGAUGCGUAUGAUCACACACGCGAAUGCAAAGAGCAAGAGCGAGAAGUUUCCUCCACCGCAUCAAGACGGGUCACUCGGUUUUCAGGUGGGAUCUUCAAGGCGACUGGAUCCAUCAGAGAUACCGUAUAGCACAAACUCAUUCACAUCAUCAUACUCCAAAGAGCCAUUUCAAACUUGGUCAGGCCCUUUGGCUCCCAUUGGAGCACCUGACUCAACCACAAGGAGAAGAAACGAUAUUAACAAAGAGAGAAGAAUGGCUUCUAAGGUCAAAGGCAAAAGAAUCGUUGUUUGAGAUAAUAAUUAUUAUUCAUCUCCAAAUUUCAAAAGUUUCCUUUUUGAUAGAUUGAGAAAAAAACAAAAUUCCAAAUUUUAUCUUUUUGGUGGGUUAUAUGUUCUUUAUUUGGUUGUUAUGUGUAUUGUACAAGAGAAUUGACAAAACACAGAAAUGAGAGGAAUUAAUUUACAUUCUAUGUAAAUUAUUUAUUUGAUCCUUAUAUUUAUUGUU